AUGGCCACAACCCUUACGGCUCAGCUGCCUCGACAGAGAUUGACGGCCUCUUCGAGAUCUCAUACACUGAGCGGUUUGAUCGGCCUUCGGCGACAAAGUUCCAUCAACGCUGCCCCUCAUUUGAAUUUUCGAAACUAUGUGGAAGUGCUUCGCAAAGAUGGUGAUCUAGCAGACGUGCACGACGAAGUGGAUACCGAUCUAGAGCUCUCUGCUCUUACUCGUCGUGCUUUGGAAACCCGCGACAAGGCACCCCUUGUUCACAAUGUGAAGGGUGCUCGUGGCGGCCUAUUUAGGGUGAUGGGAGCUCCUGCUUCGCUACAGAAGAAGGAGACCGAGCGAUUUGGACGACUGGCUAGACAUGUUGGUCAGGAACCGACGGCUACAAGUUCCUCAAAUGCACAGGUUCGACGGCGGCAAGUAUCUGCAGACAUAUACUGCAUGCAUGUUUUGCAGACUCCAGAUAAGAAAUGGACCAACUGGUCUAUUUCACGGGCCAUGGUUCACGACAAGACGCGCCUGAGCGGCCUCGUCAUGCCUCCCCAACACGUUGGACGGAUCUUUUCCCAAUGGCAGAAAAAGGGAGAGGAUAUUCCAUGGGCAAUGGCACUUGGAGCACCACCUGCAGCAAUCCUAGCAUCUGGUAUCGCUGUUCCUGAAGGAGUAUCCGAAGCGGACUAUGUCGGUGCAAUGAGCGGUGUCCCAUUCGAGGUGGUCAAAUCAUACUCUCGCACGCGCGUUCGUUGGUGCUUGAUUCGACAACGACUACAAGAGGCAGGUCUCCCAGUCAAGGAGGUUUUCACGCCUUAUGAGACCCAGACACCGUGGGCAGCGGUGCAAAUUGACGGCAAACAACUUGGAGCCAUGAAGACUAACCCGAAGGAACUUUGCAAUCGCAUCGGAGAUGCCAUUUUCUCCGACAAGACCGGCAUAUUUGAGCAUCACAUCCUCGUCGUGUCGGAUGACAUCGACAUCUACAACUUUAAAGACGUCAUAUAG
This is a messenger RNA of Cladophialophora bantiana CBS 173.52, 996 nucleotides long. RefSeq lists its product as uncharacterized. Gene Ontology annotation, cellular component: cytoplasm. The record is from RefSeq and is a predicted model, not a curated record. NCBI's taxonomy places the organism in Eukaryota, Fungi, Ascomycota, Eurotiomycetes, Chaetothyriales, Herpotrichiellaceae. Gene Ontology annotation, biological process: ferulate metabolic process; cinnamic acid catabolic process. The coding region runs from base 1 to 996 and encodes 331 amino acids. The transcript has 3 exons. Gene Ontology annotation, molecular function: carboxy-lyase activity.